Molecule: messenger RNA, 1107 nt
Organism: Saccharomycopsis crataegensis
Lineage: Eukaryota; Fungi; Ascomycota; Saccharomycetes; Ascoideales; Saccharomycopsidaceae
Product: glycoside hydrolase family 28 protein
Exons: 1
Coding region: 1-1107 (368 amino acids)
Biological process (GO): pectin catabolic process
Cellular component (GO): extracellular region
Molecular function (GO): polygalacturonase activity
Source: RefSeq, a predicted model, not a curated record
AUGAAAUACACUUUCCUCCUUUCUGCUUUAUUAGCUCUUGCCCAGGCUGGUCCUGUUAACCAUUCUCACGAAUUGCAAAAAAGAUCCUCUUGUACCAUCACCACCUCCAACCUUUCCAAUAUUGCUUCGAUUAAAAAAUCUUGUACCUCUAUUAUUGUCGAUGGCGUCACCGUUCCUGCUAAAGAAACUUUAGACUUGACCGGAUUGAAAUCUGGUACCACCGUCACUUUUGAAGGUACUACCACUUUCGAGUACGCUGCCUGGACCGGUCCAUUGAUCGCGGUUUCUGGGUCUGAUGUCACCAUCACCGGUAGCUCUGGUCAUGUCAUUAACGGCAAUGGUGCCAAAUGGUGGGACGGUAAAGGUUCCAAUGGUGGGGUCAAAAAGCCAAAAUUCUUUUCUGCUCAUAGCUUGCUGAGCAAUUCAGUGAUUGAAAACUUAAAUAUUAAGAAUACCCCAGUCCAAGGGUUCUCGAUCUAUGGUGUUGAUGGUUUGACUAUCGACUCCGUGACUAUUGAUAAUUCUGAUGGGGACUCUGAUGGAGGUCACAACACUGACGGGUUCGAUAUUGGCAGUUCUAAUAACGUUAUUAUCCAAAACUGUAUCGUCAAGAACCAAGAUGAUUGUUUGGCCAUCAACUCGGGUACUGAGAUCCAAUUCUUAAACAAUCAAUGUUCCGGGGGUCAUGGGAUCUCCAUUGGGUCUGUUGGGGGUAGAAGCAACAACGUUGUCAGCGGGGUUACCGUGUCUGGUAACACCGUCACCGACUCUGCCAACGGUAUCCGUAUCAAGACCGUGUAUGGUGCUACUGGUAGUGUCAAAAACAUUACCUACAAGAAUAACAAAAUCAGUGAAAUUUCCAAGUACGGUAUUGUCAUAGAAGGUGACUACGAAAACGGUUCUCCUACUGGUACACCAACUGGUGGUGUCCCAAUCACCGAUUUGACUGUUUCUGGGCUCACUGGAUCUGUGGACUCUAGUGCCCAACCUAUUUACAUCUUGGUGAAAAAUGCUUCUGGCUGGACUUUCAGUGAUAUCGAUAUCACUGGUGGGAAACUGUCUAAGACUUGUGAAGGCAUUCCAUCUGGUGCCGGAGUUUCUUGUUGA